UCCGCUCUUCCUUUCCAAUUCCCGGCCACCGCCCUGGAGGGAUCCGCCGCCGCUCCCCGGCUCCGGCGGCGGAUCCCCGACCCGGAUUGCAUCAGCUUCCAGCCGCCCCGGCUCCACCUUUCCCGCCGCCCCCCUCCAGCCCCUCAUUCCUCUCGGGGCGCUCUCGGCCCCGUCCCGGCCCCCUUCGUCCCUCCGAGGGCUCUCCUAACGCGACCGGGGUUCCCCGAGGUGGGGAGAGGCUGCUGGGCUGCAGUCCGGGCUCCCGGACCCCUCCUCACUCUCCGAACCCAGGGACGGGGAGGGACCGGCCGUCGGUGAGGGGCAGGCACCGUCUCCGUGACUUUCACCCCUGGGCUGCUGAAUCACGGGGCGGCCACUUCUCACCCGCCUGCGCUGCGUGGCCGCGACCCUUCGGUCCCGGAGCCUGGGAACACCCGACCCUUGCCCCGGGACACGCGGUGCUCUCCCCGGGCGGUGGGGCGGCACCUCCGCACGGGUCCCGGCGGGUGACUUCGACACGGUGUCACUCGGUGGGGCUUUCCCUUCAGGCUCGGCCGGAUCUCGCUUAUGUUUCCUCCCCGCGGGGGCUUGGCUUCACAGCAGGCGGCUGGGGCAUUUUGGGUCCCCUGGGCAGAGCAGCAUCCCAGUCGUCUCGUGAUGGGUUGAAGGCAGGCAGGAGCAGGGCUGGAGUGAGGAAAGGAUGGCUGCAGACGGGCUCUCCAGCAAGGCUUUGAAGCAGGUGAAGCGGGAGCUGGGGGAGAACACUCCACUGCUGUCAGAUGAGGAACUGAUGGGGCUGUCAGUGCGGGAACUCAACCACCACCUGCGGGGCCUCUCCAAGGAGGAGGUGGCGAGGCUGAAGCAGCGUCGUCGGACGCUGAAGAACCGGGGUUAUGCUGCCAGCUGCCGGGUGAAGCGCGUCUGCCAGAAGGAAGAGCUGCAGAAGCAGAAGAUGGAGCUGGAGUGGGAGGUGGACAAGCUGGCCCGGGAGAACGCUGCCAUGCGCCUGGAGCUCGACACCCUCCGUGGCAAGUACGAGGCCCUGCAGGGCUUUGCCCGCACCGUGGCCACUCACGGGCCCCCCGCCAAGGUGGCUACUGCCAGUGUCAUCACCAUCGUCAAGUCCGGCACCAACCAGGCCGCCUACUCCUAGUGCUGGCCUCUGUCCCCCGGCUGGACACAGUCCUUCCCGGGGUGCCUUCCCCAUGAAUUUCCUCCCAGCCCUUCCCCAACCUCCUCCCUGUCAAAACCUAUGCCCAAAAUCCUCUUUCUCCCAUCCCUUGCCCUCCAGCUCCCCCAGGUAGGGAGGGCUGCUGCUAUGUGGGUGCUGAGGUGGAGGACAGGACCUGACUAGUGGCCCCCUUAGUCCCCUUCCCUCUUGAGUGUGCAAACAGGAGAGAGCAAACCCACACAGGCAGCAGUGGGGAAGCAUCCCACAGCUCCAAGCUGGUAGGAAAAUGCCAGGUGCCUCUUUUUCCUAAGAGGGCAUGGGAGAGCUAAAUGUGGGCCAGGUGGUCCCAGGAGCAUGUGCGAGAGAUGGAAAAGAGGAGAGAGAGGUUUUGCAGUGUAGGGGAAGAGGGCAUGAUAGAAGGGUAUCAAUAUUGGGCAGACAACCUGAACCACAGCUGGAGCAGCAGGGGAGGUGGCAGCACGUCUGAAAUCUCUGUGGAUGCAGAUGGCAAGAGAAGGUUAGCAGGUUAGAGGGGGAGAUAGAGUGGGCUGCAUGUUAAUGCCUGGUAAGGGUGAAUGGAAUGGGAAAGCACUGUGGCAGCUUGUGGUGCUGGGGGACCCCAGAAGUGACAGUGAUUGGGCAGGGGGGAGCUGGGAGGUGUGAGUGGGUCAGCCCAGGCCGUUGUCCCCAAAGGGGAGAAGCAGUGGUGCUGUUUUAUCUAUCUCUACCAUGCACAUCCUUCACGCCUCUUCCUGCUGACGGGACUCAGCCUGGCUGGGUGUCUGAAAUGCAGCAGCACUGGCAGGAAGGAAGCAGAGGCAGCUGGAGCGGAGAUAAACAUUGUUUCACUCAGCACAGGCCAGCUUCUACGGCUCCACCAAGUCCUUCCCACUGUCCCACUGCCUACGAAGCCCAUGGAAAGGUGCUCCCGGUCCUCAGAGGCAGAGAUGUGGAGGCAGAGGGGUGGAGGUGCAAGAGGUGGGAAAGUAAGGGCAGAGAGCAUCCCUGCUCCUGGGAGCUGCCUGGCAGGCAGGUAGGCUCCUCCCUUUGGUUUUCCUCCAGCUUGGACACCGCUGUGGGAUAGCUGGCUCUUGAGCAGGCUGGAGAAGAGCUGGGUUCACUAAAUACAGGCAGCACAGGGGAGGGAGCAGGAGGCAGGUCCAUCUUGGGAUCUGCUGCUGUAGAUGAUUCCCCUGUCCCUCCGUUCUGCCCCUGCCUGGGUAUUGCCACGCCAGCCGCCCUCGGCUGCAGCCUCCGUUCUUCCCUGUAGAGAGGUGCCUGCCACUCCUGGCUGGGGCACUGUGGUUGGCAUCCCCCACCCCAACUCCUCUUGGGUUUAUUUAUUGCACGAACAUAAGUUAUUUUCACGUCCUCUUUGCCAUUCCGCCUCUCGGCACAGCCAGGAUGUUGGUACAGAGCCGUACUUUAUAUUUUAUAUAUGCAAAUCACAUUUUAUCUUAUACUUAUAUAGAGCAAAAAAAAAACUUAUUUAUUUUCUGACUUACAGUAUGUGUCCUACCUGACUGCUCUGUAUUUUGUAGACUUUACAAAUAAAGCAAGUUCUUUUUUUUUUU
Messenger RNA from Parus major (Great Tit), 2745 nucleotides. RefSeq names its product MAF bZIP transcription factor F (gene MAFF). Gene Ontology annotation, molecular function: DNA-binding transcription factor activity, RNA polymerase II-specific; RNA polymerase II cis-regulatory region sequence-specific DNA binding. NCBI's taxonomy places the organism in Eukaryota, Metazoa, Chordata, Aves, Passeriformes, Paridae. Gene Ontology annotation, cellular component: nucleus. Bases 701 to 1153 code for a protein of 150 amino acids. Gene Ontology annotation, biological process: regulation of epidermal cell differentiation; regulation of transcription by RNA polymerase II. The record is from RefSeq and is a predicted model, not a curated record. The transcript has 3 exons.